GAUUGUCUCAUACGCAUGCGCGGAGCGGGGCGGACACCAGAGAGCGGCAAUACAGGGGGGGAAAAGAUGGCGGAUGGAAGUGGCAAGCUGAAGGAACUGCGGGAACAGAUGGUUGCUGCAGCACAGGCGCAGGCAGAAGAGAGAAGAAAUCAAAGUGGUUCUAGCCUUGUCCCAGAUCAGCCUGCCUUGAUUCCAAAAUCAACAAAACCAGUAAUAGAUGGCUCUGCUUUAAGAACAGAUGAGCGGCAGAGAUUAGCACGUGAACGUAGAGAAGAGCGCGAUAGACUAAAUGCAACCAAAGAAUCACAGUUGCUUGAAAAAGAGAAAAGAGCAAAACUCCAAUAUGAAAAACAAAUAGAAGAAAAGCUAAAAAAGCUGGAAGAACAGAAACUUAAAGAUGAGCAGAAGAGGGCAGCAGUGGAAGAAAAAAGAAAGCAGAAAAUUUUCGAAGAAAAGGAACGUCGAGAAGCGAAUGUACGAAGAACCCUGGAGCGUAGCAGCCAACUCGAUCAGCGACAGAAGAGAUGGUCUUGGGGUGGUGGAUCCAUGGAAGAUGUUGAUCUCAAGCAUGGUACAACUGGAAAUAGUUCUAGUCCUGUAGAUAUAGUUGAAAAAGCCCAUUCCCCCACAGACCCUCACAAUGAAGAAAAAGGUGGAUCUGGCGGUAAAUGUUCCACCUCGACUACUAACCUUAAACAGGCAGAGAGUGCAAUGCACAAGCGUUUGUCUUCCUCUUCUGCCACCCUUCAAAAUCCUGACAGAGGUGCCAAACAGAGAAGUUCUUCAUUAAGCAGACUAAGUAAUAAAACUCCUCUAAAUUCACAGCCACACUCACCUAGAGUCUCAAACCUGGAAAAGAAAGGUGGAGCCAACCAAAAGAGAAGUUCAUCCCUUAACAGACUGAGUAAUAAGCCUUUGACAUCACCCUGUGUAGAUAAUGUGAAGAAAGAAGAAAAAACAGCAUAUCGACCCCCAACCAGUCCUUUAGACAGUAGCAUAAUGAGUCGUCUCCUCACCCCCACACAGUCGUCUCUAGCUAGGAGUAAGAGUGCAGCCAUGCUGCCAUCUGAUGGAAAAGAUUCAACAGAAUUUCACCUCUGUCCUCGUUCAGCUGCUGCAACUACCAUCAAUACCCCACCCUCCGCCCCUAAAGGUCCUUUACGAAGCCGAAGCAUUGACAGAUUGAAGUCACCACAGAAUACGUCACCUUGUACUGGUACCCCAGAUCUUUCCCAGAAGUCUGAGCAUGGAAAACAAUCACCUCCUCCAAUGGGAAAACGCCCACCAUCUCCUGCGCUAAUUAAUUCUCGAAGGAGAUCACCGUCUCCUGCUAACACAGCAAAACGACCACCAUCCCCAACACCUGAAAAUAAAAAGGUUCAAAAGAACCAUUCUUCAUCUCCAGUUGUGACAAAACAGAGAACUUCCUCACCUGUUGUGACAAAUAAACCUGUUCCAAUACAACGCCCGUCCCUUACACCUAAUGUCUUAAAUGCUGCCAAAAAAAGUGCAGAAACAGAAACCAAACCAAAGGAAAAGACUCAAGAAAUCCUUGCUGAGCCAAAAGGUUUACAGACAUCAGAGAAAGAAAUCACCAGUGGCUCACCAAAGACCAAAGAUGAAUCCAAUUGUAAAAAUGCUUCAGGAAGCACAACUGCUGAGGAGGCUGCUAAAAUCUUGGCUGAAAAUCGACGUCUGGCACGGGAGCAGAAAGAGCGCGAAGAGCAGGAAAGAAUUCAAAGACAGCAAGAAGAAAAAGUAAAACAAGAAGAAAUGGCUCAAAAAGCAGAAGAAGAAAAGGCCAAACGGAUAGAAGAAGCCAAAAUAUUAGAAGAACUGAGGAAGCUAGAGGCAGAGGAGGAGCAAAGAAACGCAGAGGAAGAAAGAAUCCAAAAGGAAAUUGAACAACAGGAGCACUUGGCAGAACUUCAGCAGCAGAAGGAGGAAGCAGAAGCUAAAGCCCUUGAAGAAGCAGAGAAACAAAGGCAAGAGCGAGAGAAAAUCAUGCAGCAAAACAUGCAGGAAAGGCUUCAAAGGAAAAAGAGAAUUGAAGAAAUCAUGAAAAGAACUAGGAAGACAGAUCAAACAGAUUCAAGAGAUGAAGAUCAGUCUGAUCAAAGCCCAGACGAUGAUGGUGAUGAGCUUGAUCUUGAAGCAGAUAUGCAUGGAAGGCUAAAUGGAGUUGAUCAGUGUGAGGAAUCAGAUGAACAAGGAAAGGCUUGCUUCAUGGAAUUUUCUACUCUGACUUCUGCAGAUCCUUUGUUGUCAGAUGCUUCAGCCCCAGAGCAAACUGAAUUAUUUAUGAAUGUGGACAAACCAAGCUCUGUGCAGAAAGAGAAUGAGGAGCCUUUAGACACAGUACCUCCAAAUGAAUUCAGUCUUGUGGGUUCUGACACUGCUUUAUCCAGCCAAGAUCAUCUCCCAUUUAAUGAAGAUGAUAAACUAAGGGUAUUGGUGAAUAAUUUAAAUGGAAAAUCCAGCACUUGGACAUUUGAAGAGAUUUUGGAUUUAGAAAUCCACUCCAACUCCACUAGUUUAUCCUCUGAUUCUGUUAACAUGGACCUUUGCAAGAAGAACUACAUAGAAGAUGCUAAUAGUCCAGGUGCUCCAAAGUUGGCCUUCGAGGAGGGGAAAAUGAAUGUUUUAUCCACAGCUAUUGAGUCAGCUGCAGAAAUGUGAAAUUCCAGCAGUGAAACUCCUUAGAUUGCACUUCACUCUCCAGUAUUUAAUAAAGCGCAGAAGCCUUGUCAUUAGAAGCUGCUACCGCAACAUUAUAUAUUUCUUAUAAUAUUGGAAAACUCACCUGGCACGAGAAGGAACUUCAUUUUUAACAUUUCAGGGAGACUAUGUUGGCUAUUUCAUCCUUUUUUUCCUUGUGUUCUGCAUAUUUAUAGCAUCUCGGGGGAUUUUUAGAAUGUUAUGUUUCGGUCACUAGCGAUGCAGCGUUACUUGUUGUACGCUGGUAUUUCAGCAAAUACUAACAAACUUGUUUCUUCGUUAACCAAAUCUUGUAAGCACUUAACAUUUUUAUUAUAACUUAACUACACCCCUAUGCUAAUGACAUUCUCUGAUAGUUUCUAAUUCCAUCCAUUAAUAUAUGCUUUUCAGAAUAUUAAAAUCCGUAAUGUUCAUGUAGGCUUUACAAGUGCUCUAAACUCUUCCCUUGCUUAUAUUGGACUCCGUUACGUACACCUUGACUAAUGCAAAGAGAAAUGAAUGUUCACCAGGGAGAGCGUCUGUAGUGAAUGUUGGCUUUUUGUCCAGUUUUUUUGUUUUUGUUUUUUUUUGGAAACAUUUCAUUUUGCUAUCUAAAUUUUGUAUUUAAGUUGCAUAUGUAUUAUUUUAUUGUGUACAUACAAAAGCAGUAUUAUAACAUACUACUUGAGUUCUCUGUUUAUAUUAGUGUAGCAGGUUUUUACAGCUGAUUACUGUGCAUAUCUGUUCCUGCUAAGACCUGUCCCCUCCAGAAGAACCAGUUUGGACAAACACAGGUAUCCAGCAAAUGAUUAGGAAAUUUGUCCUGUGGAGAUUUUCAAGACACAUUGCAGCAAAUUACUCUUAACUACCUCUAGGCAGAUUCUAUUGGUGGAAUGAUAUAUUCACAAUUACCUCCACAAUAUAUGAGUAUAUGAGCUUGAUCUUGCCAGUGGAGACAAAUGAACUUGUGUCUCUCAAACACUGGAUUUCCCAUAGCCUUUUGCUUAGAGACAGUUAUGUUUGUGUUUAUUGCUACAUCUGCUCGUACAGAUUUAGUUUUGCUUAAAAUUAACUUUUAGGGGCAGAUUUACUACGGUUCGAAUGGUAAAUUUGAAUUUUCGAGAAAAAAAAACUGUUUUGGUCAAAACGCACAAAUUCGAUUUUAAAACUAGCAAUUUGAACGUGAGAUGGAUCACAACUCGAUCCUGGAAAAGGUUCUAAUUUGACUAUUUGCCAUCUUCCAAGUUCAUGUAGAAGUCAAUGGCAGAGGUCCGUUGAACGAUAUGAAGCUGUUAAAGGAGAAUUCAGCCCUACCCUGGGUAGACCGCCCCCCCUCAGCCUACCUUUCCCCCCAGGCAAAUGCCCCUAAUUUUUUACUCACACCUCCGUGCAGAUUCAGCCUCGGAAUUCACGGCUGCCAUCUUCUUCUCCGGUGAUCUUCGUGUAUUGACAGCAUUCUCGUCGCAUGCGCAGUUGGAGUAAAUUUCCGGUCCCAAACAACUGCGCAUGCGCCGAAAGUCAUGGAAAUAUUUGAAAAUUUUCAUGACUUUCGCGAAACUUCAGAAAAAGACUGAAAAAAGAAGAUGCCUCCCGUGGCCAGAAUCUGCGCGGAGGGGUGAGUAAAAAAUUAAGGGUAUUUGCCCGGGGGGAUGUUUUUUUUUCUUAUUACGGGUUGAAUCCUCCUUUAAUUGCCUUCCUGACAUUUAAGUUUUUUUGGUGGGUUUUUUUGGAGUAAGAUUUGAUUUGAAUUUUUGGGUCAUUCCUAUUCAGUCGAAUAUUAGACGUUCUAGUUUUCUCAUAAAUAACCUCCCAUUCGAGUUGUGAGAACAUUUGAAUUUAUUAGAGUUAAAAAAAUUCUUUGAAAUUUGACCUCCUUAGUGUGGUGUUUGCACCACAGUAUUUUAAGACGAGUUGUAAUUAGUCUCCUUAGGAUUCCUAAUGAAAUAUAAAUAGCGGAGGGCCUGAAUAGAAAUAUAAGCAAUACAAAUACAAGUGAUGCCACUGAAAUUAAAGCCAUACAAAAUAAAACUGAAGACCAGUGAAAUGGUUGCUUAGAUUAAGUCCAUCUACAACAUAAUAAAAAGUUAACUCAGAAGCGAUUGUCACUUUUUUUCAUGCCUAUCUAUGGUGGCCCAACCACUUUUGCAUGUAUGGCUUCCAAGAAGGGUCAAUUUGACUUGCCCAUUCAGUGAUCCGGUUGGACUGCAGUCAGUGCUGUCUGAACAUUUAGCAGGAGCCUAUCAGCCAGGUAACAGAGACGUUGGCCUUGUUAUAUUUGCCUUUAGCGACAACAAUUCUCCACAUGAGACUUAAGUCUUUACCUAGUGACAGUUAUGAAUAAUAAAGAGACAUUGGAAUCGGAGUACUGUAUUUAAGAAUUAAUAUUAAAGCAUGUAUAACAAAAAUAUUACUACUGUUUGAACGUUAUUGCCUAAAAACCUCUGUCUUUUUCAUAUACAGGUAUUUAUUUGUUGAAUGUAUCUCUUUGGUUAAGAUAAAUUUAUUUUUGUUUGUAUAACCCAUUUUGCACCAACAACUUUUUUUCUAUGAGCUUGUAACAUGAAAAGCUACUGAAGCUGGCCAAUCGCAUAGAGAUCUAAACUUUCAGCAAUGCAGAAUUGAAGCAACUUGCUCAUACAGACAGUGGCUCGCAUUGCACAGAACAGAGCUUUGUAAUAUUGGGGGUAGAUAACAUAUUCAUUGAUAAUCCCAAUACACUGAAGUCUGCCGGAGGUAUUACACACUGACAGAUGGGUAUAAUAGCUCAAGGUAGAGUCCUGUGCGGGUCCAUUUUUUGGAACUAGACCUGUACCUGCAACCCGGACCCGCAACCUGAAUUCUUACCCGCUAGCUGACCCGCAAGUACCUUAUCCGCAACCCGGACCCACUGACCGUCAAGUAUCAGGAAGUGCUGUCAUUGUUAACCUGGAAGUUACAUCAUCGGAAGUAGGCGUGAUCAGAAAAAAGGAGUAAAAAUUGCUAUUGAGAAGGCCCGACCUGCGUCUAUACCCGCACCCGGAACGCCUACCCGCAGGUUUUUGCGGGGGACCGACCCGUUGCAGGACUCUAGCUCAAGGUUGAUGUUAGGUGUAUGCAGAGCAGCCAGUGAAGUGAUUUACGGCUCAGUCACUAGUAUGAGUAUGUAGUAUGCAUGGUUAGAGCCAUUGGCUUGGUGUGUAGCCAUCUUUACAGUUACGUUUAAAGGUCCCAAUGGAGCAGUGCCUUAGGUAAACAAAAUUUAUUUUUGUAUAAACGCUGCUUAAUUUUAGCAAAGACAAUCUAACCUAUAAAAUGCUAUUUUGUGUGCAACUGUUACUUGUUAAAUAUUUCUCUACAGCUAAUGAUGUAAAUAUGCGUGUACUGUUCAAUAAACAAAUUAAAAUGUU
Xenopus laevis (African clawed frog) is the source of this 6083-nucleotide messenger RNA. It is a transcript of the gene map7d3.S, whose product is annotated as ensconsin. Lineage: Eukaryota; Metazoa; Chordata; Amphibia; Anura; Pipidae. The record is from RefSeq and is a predicted model, not a curated record.